UCAAAAUUGCUACUUGCAUCCGCUCUUGCAAUCCUCUCAUCUAUAUAUCUCUCUGUGUUUGUACGUCUCCCUUGUCAACUGGCGUUCUCUUUGUUCGGUUGUCAUCUCCUUGUCGAUCGAAGCUGCUGGGGGAUAAGCCAUGGGUCAAAUGCUUUGCUGCGUUCAAGUAGAGCAAUCUACCGUUGCAAUCAAGGAAUCAUUUGGGAAGUAUGACGAUGUGCUUCAACCAGGAUGCCACUGCUUGCCAUGGGUUUUCGGAAAGAGAAUUGCCGGCCGGCUGUCACUCCGGAUGAAACAGCUGGAUGUGAAGUGUGAGACGAAGACAAAGGACAAUGUGUUCGUCAAUGUGGUUGCUUCCAUCCAAUACCGUGCUCUGCCUGACAAAGCAAAUGAUGCCUUUUACAAGCUUAGCAACACCCAGUCUCAGAUCCAAGCUUAUGUGUUCGAUGUGAUCAGAGCCAGCGUGCCGAAGCUCAACCUGGACGACGCUUUCGAGCAGAAGAACGAGAUAGCCCGAGCCGUGGAAGAGGAGCUCGAGAAGGCCAUGUCUGCCUACGGUUUCGAAAUCGUUCAGACUCUCAUCGUCGACAUGGAGCCAGACGAACAUGUGAAACGAGCCAUGAACGAGAUCAACGCAGCUGCGAGGUUGAGGGUGGCGGCGAACGAGAAGGCCGAAGCCGAGAAGAUCGUGCAGAUCAAGAGGGCGGAAGGGGAGGCGGAAGCCAAGUACUUGUCGGGGGUAGGUAUCGCCCGGCAGCGCCAGGCGAUCGUGGACGGGCUGAGAGACAGCGUGCUGGGCUUCUCGGUGAACGUGCCGGGGACGACUCCGAAGGAUGUGUUGGACAUGGUGCUCAUCACGCAGUACUUCGACACCAUGAAGGAGAUCGGCGCCAGCUCCAAGUCUUCGUCUGUGUUCAUCCCCCACGGGCCGGGUGCUGUGCGUGACAUCGCCGCGCAGGUCCGAGAUGGGCUGCUGCAAGCAGCUCCUCUCCAGUGAGCUACCGCUGCCUGCUUGAUCCUUUGUGAUGUGUCGAUAAGUACGUGAGAGAUGGAGGAAUAGUGUUCAGCUCGUCUUUUAUCGCCGUGCUGUGUGUGUGCGUUGUUCUUUCAGAACGAGCGAUGAACUCAAAUAAUUUGGAAAUAAUUUCAGAACAAGCGAUGUAUUAGAAA
Messenger RNA from Musa acuminata subsp. malaccensis (wild Malaysian banana), 1170 nucleotides. RefSeq names its product hypersensitive-induced response protein-like protein 1. The record is from RefSeq and is a predicted model, not a curated record. NCBI's taxonomy places the organism in Eukaryota, Viridiplantae, Streptophyta, Magnoliopsida, Zingiberales, Musaceae.